AUGGCUACCACGAUAAACAAAGUGCGCACUGCUGUUAGAAGAGAUUGCCGACUGACAAAAAACGUCGUAGGUUCUCUUCAAACUUGCAAGUUGAAUGAGAAUGAGGAUUUACUGACGAAAAAAAUCAAUGACAUAGAUGAACAUGCAGAGUCGCCCGAGAUCAUGGCGCAUAGAAAUAACCUAAGAGGACUGCGUGCCAUUUUACAGCAACUGCCUUGCAUCACAAGCGCUGGAAACAGAAGUGUACGAUUCUCUUACAUUCAAUUUGACGAAGCAUUUGCUUUAUUUUUGUCUUUUCGCCCUGGUCUUACUGCAGAAAGUAUUACAGAUACAAAUUGCCAAAAGGUUUUCAAGGAGUUACUCUGCCACCCAAAGCACGGACUAUCUGUUUAUGUUGUCAGCAGCAAAUACAUAUUACUGAGAUCAUCUGAUGUGGAUCUAGAACUGUUUAUUGAAGACAUUAUGUCCUCUAAUGACAACAGUGAAGCGGAAGAGGGUCGACUAAUCAUUUCACGCGAUUUGCUACAAGAUAUGUUGAAUAGCAUGGAUUCCGCAUGGGAUAAAAAAGUUUUGAAGGUGGCGUUGGGUGGCACUCGUAGUAGGAAUCAGUUACAAGAACUUGGAAUUGGUUCUCGUAUACAGCAGUAUACCCAAUCUGUAUUGGAAACCAUACAAGAAAAAAAGACAGCUGAAAAUGAUGCACGUAAGCUCGUUGUUGGAAAUCUUGAACGGAAAGCAGCAAACAUUGGCAAACGCAUACAGAAAGAGAAAUUUAAGUUGGCUCAAAAAUGCAACAAGUGGAAUGAUGUACAGUUGCAUGAACUGCAAGAGAUUAUUGAUGAUUUAACAGAACAAUAUACAAGUGUUCACAAACUGCUUGACGACAAGUCUGGCAGCAAAAAUUUUAAACAUAUGGUAAAACGAAAGCAUUGUAAACUUGUCAUGGAGAAAGGGAUUGGUAUGAGAAAGUCAGGAACAGGAAGACCUCGUGCAAUGGAUGAAACUGAUGAAAACUAUGUUUUACAGUGCAUUGAAAACAAAGCCACAGCACAUGGACGUCGACAUGACAGUGUGAUGUAUUUGAAUCAUAGAGUCAAAAAGAAGGAUUUCUUAAGACUAGCCAACACCAGUAGAAUUUCACGUGGUCUGAAGCCUAUAAAAUCUUCUACAACUGUAUUUAAUCGAGCGCGUCCAAGAAAUCGCAGAUCACUGCAAGCAAAAAAACACCUUGGACUGGGAUUGUUUUGUUCUAAGAAGCCACCCAAGCUAGAAGAUAAUGAGAACAUUCUCACACAUCACCAACGUGCCUUCAAGAAAGCAAUACUAAUGGAACGAUGUGGUGAAGAUGAUGAAGAGAAGAGGAAGUACAAUCUAUUCAUAUCAAGGGAUGAUAAAGCUUAUAUAUGUCCUGGAACUGGCACUGGUAUGCAGAGCGCUCGAAAUGUGAAGAUUAUUCAACCAUCGGAUCCUUCAAAGCAAAGGGUAUUGCCAAAGUAUGAUUUUCCAGAGCGCCUAGUAAAUGCCACUCCAGGUGUAAACCGGAUCAUGAAUUAUGAAAUUAAUAAAGAGAUGGGUUCAAAAGAUCAACUAAAGAUGACAGAUACUGAAGUUGUAGUAUUCAAUAGGCCAAAGAAUUUUGUUGGGAGUAAUGGUUCUGUGUGGGCUUCGGAAUACAUGAGACUACGCUAUAAAGAGCCAGUACUUUUUGUUGUAGAUGAAAGUGAACUCAAAUCAUCCACGGCAUCACUUACAAAGCUUGUUGAUCAGUUAAAGUUGUAUUGCCUCAUGUCUAACAAGUCUGAUGUUUUGAACAUAUCACCAAACCUCAGUUGUGCUCAUCGCCAAUACGAAAUCCUUAGAGCUACAAGUCUUGUUCGUAUAUUGACAUCUUUCCAAGAUACUGUUGAAGAAGAGCCUAAUAACUAUUUGGAUGUAGACAUGAACACUCUUGCUGAACUGGUUAAUUCAUCCACAGAAUUGUUGGGGAAAUUGCAGUCUGAUUGUCACCAUUCUGUUAUUUGGAAUGCCAUGGAAGCCCUUCUCAAAUCAUGCAGGCAAAAUGUGACAAAUCUAGCUGAAUGUCUACCUGAAUUCAAGUCUAGAAUUCAUAAGUUUACUGACGCUGGUCCAGGUGUAGGCAUAACAAAUUAUGAUGUGAAAGUUCGUUGUGCUGAAAUCAUUCUACUGACUGGCAUUGAUUAUUAUAUCAGACACCAUUUGGCCAAUGGUGAUAGCAGCCAAAAUGAGGUUGAACGCUGUCAGAGUUACGUUGGUGAUGCCAUAUGUGAUGGUGGGGCUUUGAUUUGGGAAUACAAAUCAUCAUAUGAGGGACUAACAGAAGAACAAAUUUCUGCCAUGAGUUUUGAUGAACUGGAGAAAAGCGAACAUGAUAGAAUGAAAUACAAUGCUUUCAAGGUAUGUGAGGAACUUACUUACCGAAUAGAUGGGGCAACUGCUCCUGGGGGAUUCAUGAAAGCAUAUACUUCGCAAGAUUCAGAGGAUUUGUUUUUUAACAAUCACGAUCAUUUGAAAGCCUUCUUAUCUACCACAGAUAUAAAGGGAAAUAAAAAACAAUGCCCUGGUUGGAAUUAUUUCACUAUGCUGAAAACUUUCUUUGACCAGCAUGUUGAAGUUGGAGAGAAAUACAUGGAGUAUGUCAAAUGUACUUGUGAGCAUUGUCAAAUUUGUGCUACAAAUACUUGGGUUGGACCUCCUUGUUGUAAGGUUCCAAAACCUUACCCAGAUUACGCAAUGUUAAUCUUUGGAUUUCACUAUUUGGAUGUUAAUAGCACCCCAACUGAAGUUGAUGGUGAAGCUAGGGCAAUUGAUGAUUUCCAGCCCAGAAAACAAGCAGCUGACCAAAUGAAAAAAAAAAAGCUAGAAAGUGAGGAACAGCUGGACACAUUUUCAAAAAAGUUUAUUGUUGAGAAAACGAGAUUGAGAAAAUAUAUUGAACAUCUAACUGAUUUGGAGAUUAAAAGAAAGAAAAGAGCAGAGAACAGAAAAAAAUUGUCAGAGCAAGAACAGCAGAAAACAUUUUUAGAAUAUAAUUGGUUGGAAUUAUUUGAGAAAGGUUUGUUGUCAAAACUCAAAGUAAAUGUUCUGGACAAAUACUUAUCUAAUUAUAAACUGCAGGGCAAAUUGAAAUUAAAGAAAGCAGAGAAAGUACGUAUAAUUCAGAGACAUAUUGCUACAACACAUGUGGAGCUAGAUGCAGGUAAUAAAGAUCAGCCAUUGAUAGAUAUGGAUCAAGAUGAACUAAAUUCAGAUCAACCAUGUGACACAGAAUCGGAAACUAACUCUGAACUUGAGUCUGGGGAUAGUGCAAAUGACAUAGUUUUAGCAGAUACUUAUCUUUCUGAUUCAUCAUCUGGUAGUGAAGAACAAGAAACAGCAAAUGAUGCUAUUGAAAUCAGUACUUUGUUUACAACAACAAGAAGUGGUCGAAUAACUGCAAACACAACCAACUGGAGAGCAGCUCAGUAUUGGUGAUGAGUAAGUGUUGGUCUAGCUCGGUGGAAUUUAAUAUGUAUGUUUAUAAAGUGCCAGUGUAUAUUUACAAUGUUUUAUACACCUGCAAGUUUUUUUUUAUAAAAUACUGUACUUCCCAACUUAGAUUGGGUGGGUGGGUCAUGAAAUAAAUUUGGUAAGAAAAAUUGAAAUUUUUAUCUACAUCCUAAGAUGGGUCACCAAACUUAUUGGCAAAAUUUGUGAUUUACCUCCAGCCCACCCUAGCAGUUACUUUAUGACCGGUCCCUUAAAUGUGUCAAACAUUUCAUUUAGGCUACAUUAUUAUUGGAUGAUUCUAAGUUCCAAUUGGUAGAUUGCAUAUCUUGAACAAAAUAUUGUUCAUUAAAAUUGGAAUAAUCUCUUUUAAAUAAUUUAAAGCCUUUUGGUAAGGUUGUAAAUAUAUUGAUGAUCAGAAAAUUUGGAAGAUGGUCAAUUAAAUCAUAAACUAUGUUGCCACUAACAGUAUGAUGAGGAACUGAAUUAAAGAAUAUAUUAUCAUUUAAAGUAGCUGAGUGAUGAGUUAUUCUAGUAGGCUUCAAGAUAUGAGAGUUAAAUAAGUAAGAUCCCAUCGUGUUUAAAAACUCAUUGGUACCUGGAUGUGAAUCUAUAUUUAAGAGAUUCAAAUUGAAAUCACCCAUUAUAAUGCAGUAUUUCUUUUCUCUAUUAAUUUUAUCAAUUGUUUCAUUUAAGAAUGCCAUGAAUGCUUCAAGAUCACUAUGUGGGUAUCUAUACAGGGUGUAUAAAAAAAAACUGAACAGAUUUGAAAUUGCUCUCAAUUUCGCAAAACACCUAUUUGCAUCCGGUUUUUUAUAUAUAUAGCUUCUUUGGGUACUUAUAAUGUAGAUUAAUGAAAAAAAAUUCUCAAACUCAAAUUUUGUGAACCAGGGGGGUGUGUCUUUUCCAACAAACUAAAAACGGCUCGCGCACAAAAUUUAAAAGUUAUAAUCAUAUUUUGAGUUAAUAGAUGGAAACUUUGUCGGGUUUUUAAUUACUGUACAAAAUUUCAGACAAUUUGGUUGAGUUUAAGCCCUUUAACUGUUCAUUUUAUUUUAAAAAAUCAGCCUUUCGCAUGCUUAAUUAAUGCGUUUAUCUAAUUUGCAUAUUGCUAACAUAUGCAAAUUAGGCAAAGGCAUUAAUUAAGCAUGCAAAUAGCUGAUUUUUAGGAAAAAUGUAACUUUGCGUGAAUAGUUAAAGGGCUUAAACUAAACCAAAUUGCCUGAAAUUUUGUACAGUAAUUAAAAACCCGACCAAUUUUCCAUCUAUUAAUUCAAAAUAUGAUUACAACUUAAAAUUUUGUGCGCGAGCCAUUUUUAAUUUGUUGGAAAAGACACACCCCCCUGGUUCACAAAAUUUGAGUUCAAGAAUUUUUUUUCAUUAUUCUACAUUAUAAGUACCCAAAGAAGCUAUAUAUAUAAAAAACCGGAUACAAAUAGGUGUUUUACGAAAUUGAGACCAAUUUCAAAUCUGUUCAGAUUUGUGUACCCUGAUAAAGAUUGUAAGUACGUGAUGCUUUUUCUCCUAUAAACACAAACUCUUUCAUGUCUAUAUACCAAUUUUUAAUAAGCCUCCAUGUUUUCUCCGCAAUUCCUUUGUUGUAUUGCAGCUUAAAUAACAUUGCAUAAAUCCACAUGGUAUCAAACGCUUUUAUAAUAUCCAUAUACGCUACGUAAACUUUUUCUUUUUCUUUUUCUUUUUCUGUUUCUUCGCGACAAUGAUUUAAUACUUCAUCUAUGACGAAACACGUUGUUAGAGCGUCCUGUUCUCUUUGGUAUCCACCCUGGAGAGGUUGGUGAGAGUACUUUUCUUCCUUCUGCGGUCGUGAUAAUACAAUUCUCUCCAGCAUUUUAUUUAUGCAAGGCAACAAACUGAUUUCUCUGUGAUCGUUAAAUGUUCGUGAAGUUUUAUUGCCUUUAAGAAUAGGGAUCUUAAUCGCCAUUUUGAAGGAUUUUGGAAUCUCUUCAAGCUCGAUAAUAUAACUAAACAAUUUCAGUGGCAGUUCUAGGAUAAUUUCACCUACAUAUUUAAUAUGUUCAUAUGUCAUUCCAUCUAUACCAGGUGAUUUUACCUCAGGAAGAGUAUUAAUUACUGAAGUGAUUUCCUCCGCUGUUAUAGAAGAAUGA
Molecule: messenger RNA, 5630 nt
Organism: Paramuricea clavata
Lineage: Eukaryota; Metazoa; Cnidaria; Anthozoa; Malacalcyonacea; Plexauridae
Source: the annotation of a GenBank genome assembly